ACACCUUGCCGCUGAAGACUGCUCGUGUAGGCGGAGUGUGAAUCAAUGAUAUAAAUCCAGGUCGCCAAGUAGGCUACGUGCAAUGCCAUUUGUUUGCAAGGAACGCGCUGAAGUCCAGGGAUUACUGAUAUGUUGCAGGGUCCAAUCAAUUAGCUGCUGAAAAAUGAGUGAUCCUGUCAGAAAAGGAAGGAAAAAGAAAAAAAACACAUUUGGUGCAACAUCUCCACCUUUUAUAGACUACUUGAAAGAUAUCCUUAGGAGAUAUCCAGAUGGAGGACAAAUAUUAAAGGAGCUGAUACAGAAUGCAGAUGAUGCUGGCGCUUCAGAGGUGGUGUUCAUUCAUGAUGAGAGGGCCUAUGAGAAAGACAGCCUGUGGAGUGAAGACCUUGGAAAGUACCAAGGUCCUGCCCUCUAUGCUUUCAACAACGCUGUCUUCACUGAAGAGGACUGGCAAGGCAUUCAGGCCACAGGAAGAAGUGUCAAGCGCGAUGAUCCAAACACAGUGGGGAGGUUUGGGAUUGGAUUCAAUUCUGUCUAUCAUAUCACAGAUGUGCCAUGCAUAUUCAGUUCCAAAUACCUGGGGCUGCUGGACCCACAGGAGAAGCUAUUUGGAGAAGGAGAGGGAGGUUUCAGAUGGUCUCUGGAGGAUGAUGAAGAGAGAAAAGUGCUUUUGACCUUGAGAGAUCAAUGUCAACCACUACGAGACAUUGUUAAACAAGUCAGUAACAGUACCUGGGAGAAAACCAUAGAAGAGGAUCAGUAUUUUAAUGGGACUCUUUUUAGGUUUCCUUUGCGCUGUGAAUCCUCAGAGAUUUCUGACAACUUAUAUGACUCUGACAAAGUUGUUCAGCUUUUUGACAGUUUCAUUGCAGAUGCAGACAUUAGCCUUCUUUUCUUGAGACAUGUGUCUAAUGUCUCCCUGAUGCACAUUGAUACCUGUGGCUCUGUAGCAGUGAGACUUAAAGUGUCCCUGUCAAGCUCCCCAGCAUGUUCAGAUUCAGGUGACACAGACACAGACCCUUCAGAGGGGUCAACCGUGUUUAAAAACAUUUCUUCUGCUUCACUGAGUGAUGGAGAGAGAAAUACCCAGUGGCUUGUAACGUCAUACUGCUUGGAGGAGGGGAAAGUGACAAAGAUUGACUCACUUGCUGAGAAGCUGUGCUACCAGCCUAAAGUUGAGUUGGCUUUCCUUUGUGAUCCAGAGAACUUCAUUUCUAAUGGACGACUGAGUUGUUUCCUUCCACUUCCAAAUAAUGAGUCAAACAGGACCGGGCUCCCAGUUCAAAUUAAUGCAUCUUUUGGCUUGACUGACAACCGGCGGCAUAUCAAAUGGCAAGAUGAGGACCAGAAGAACGACGAAGCGGCACAAUGGAACGAGCUUCUGAUGACUGACGUUCUUCCUCACACAUACUUGAAGAUGAUUCUUGAUUCCAUUCAGUGUUGCAGGACCUCCAUCCUUCCUGCAACAUCAGUGUACCGCUUGUGGCCAGACAUUGUCCAAAUGGAACAUAAAGAGAAAUGGCACGGAAUAGCAAGGAAUGUUCUGGAACGUCUACUGGACGAAAAAGCCGUGUUCUCUCUUGCUAAAGAUGAAAAAAUCUGGGUGACCCCAUUAGAUGCUGUAUUUCCAGCUAAUGAUAUUGAGGAGCCAGUCUUAACAUCUGCUGUGGCCAGAGUUUUGAUGGCAGAGAAUGAGAAUCUUAUAAACAUUCCAGAGCAUGUAGUGAAUGAUGUGAAAUGUGUCUUUCCUGAGUCAGACACUCUACAGUGGAUCACACCACGUUUUGUCAGGGAUGUUCUCCACAGAGGUGGAUUAGAGGAGGUCUCACACAAUGACAAGCUUUCCCUUCUUGAGUAUGUGCUCAGUGAUGGGAAUUACCAGGAGCUUGAGGGUCUGCAGCUCCUACCACUUUACAAUGGGAUCUUCAAAAAGUUCACGGACAGUGAUGAAUGCACUGCUUUGAUUGACAACGAAGAAUUUCCAAGAGAAUUGCUGCCAUUUUGCAAAGAAGCGUUUAUAUCUCAGGAAUUGAGCCCCAAGAGCCUUUGUCACCUGAAGAUUCUGGCCACAAAAGAAACAUUCAAAAUCAUCAACCUGGAUGCACAAAAUGUAGCUGAUUUAACCAAGAACCAUUUUCCACAUGAAUGGAGGAAUGGACAUGACCAUGUGAUAUGGGACCUAGGUAAUCCAGAGCAUCCUCCAAGGGGUUGGUUGAUAGAGUUCUGGAAAUAUCUGAGUUCACACUGGGAAGAAUUAGGCCACUUUAUUAACAUGCCGUUGAUACCUGUGAAAUCACCUGAAAGUGAUUCCAAAUCUGUGUUGUUGGCAAGGCUACGGGAAAAGCCCAUCUUGGUGUUUCAGCAAAGCAAACAUAGCAGCCUGUCUGAACAAAUUCAGAAUGUGGUAAAGAAGGUUGGGGGAACUGUCAUAAAAAGAGAUGAGUGUCUCAAACACCAUGACAUAGAAACCUUUGUACUUCCACCAUCACCAAAAAGCCUGCUGAAGAUGUUCUUAAACCUGAGCAGGGAUCAGGUCAUCAGGGGAAUCCACUCAGCAUCUUGCACUGAAAAAGAGGAAAUCAAGUUCUUCCUCUCCUCCUUGGAUUCUCUUUCCAAUGAAGAGCGAAGCAUAGUCUCUAGGAUGCCUUUAUUCCAGUUGAUGACUGGCGACUAUGUAUGUGCUGAAUCAAAACGUGCAGUGGUUUUGAACUCCUCACCAAGCAUUCCCUCUGACCUACCCAUUCCUAAUUAUGUGGUCCAGUGUGCUACUGAAGCAGAUCGCAGACUUUUGUCCAUGAUGAAGAUCGAACUUUUGGACACAGCACAGUUGGCCCUUCAUCUGGUGGAUUGCAUUGAAACAGGAUCUUUCAAACGAGAGAAUGAAAAGAAAACAAUGAUCUGGAUAUUACAACACGGCUUCACUCUCUUCACUCAAAAUGUGAUGUUACACAAGAAAUGUAAGGCUCUGACCUUCAUUGAAUCAGAAGGAGAGUGCCAAAAAACCAAAGCUUCGAAUGUGUUCGAUCCCAGCAAUGACACCUUCAAGAACCUCUUUGAGCCAAAUUUCUUUCCUUCUGCUGACUACGUAAUGACUCCACAAAUGCUCCAGAGCUUAAAGCAACUUGGUCUGCAGUCAAAAGAGAAGGACAUAUCACCUAACAAUGUACUGGAUGUUGUCAGAAAUCUUGAAGAACUUCACACACAUUCUCUGCAAAAAGCCUGUAAGAAAGCAGACGUCCUUCUCAAAGUGCUGAAUGAUAAUGAUAUAAUUUCUAAAUUCUCUCUUAGCCAGCUGGAGCAACUGCAGAAGAUACGAUGGUUUCCUUGUCAGAAUCCACACACUGUAACCAAAUACCUCAACGAAAGACCUGAAAAAAAAGGUUUCUAUAAGCCGUGUGAGAUCAGACAUUCAAAAUACCGCACUGUUGUUGGGCAUGUUAUGCCACUUGUUGCUGAGCUAAAUGAGAAAGUUUGCAAACAGCUUGGACUACUGAACCCACCACCAGCUGAGAAAGUCAUGGAGAAUCUAUCUGUACUAAACUCAAUGGCCCAAACCACACCUGACCUGGACAAAGAUAUCCGAUUUAAAACAAAGUUGCAUGACACGUACAGAUUUAUGCAGAACCAUAUUGGGCUUUUUAGGGAAGUAAUGAAGAAGAAUUCUGUGCCUUGGCUCUGGAUUGACAACCACUUUGUUUCACCUUGUGAUGUGGUUUUAGCCUAUCCCCCUGAAUUGGAUCUGAGUUCUUACAUUAAGAAGGUUCCAGAAGAAUACUCACCAUUCGAAGUUUUACUGACAGAGUUUGGAGUGAAAUUAAACCUUUCAGACGAUGAGAUUGAGGAAAUACUUCAUGAUGUCAAAGAAAGAAUUGACAAAAGAAGUCCACCCUUUGGAGUGCCCUCUGAGUUGAGAGUGUCCUUAAAUAUUCUGAACUGGAUGCGCAAGGAGCAGAAACCUGCUAAGGAUGAUACUCCAGUUCCAGUCAUGGCAGAGAACCAACAUUUUGCUUUGCAGCCUGCCUCUAAGUCUGUGGUCUGUGAUAUUAGCAAAGAGGGUUUAGCAGACUUGAAGGAAGACCAUGAAGAUUUUCAUGUCAUACAUGAAGAGGUACCUCCUGUGACAACAGAGUGGCUGAGAAUUCCACUGCUCAGCACUCGCAUUCUAAACCCAGAGUUCAUUGGAAUAGAGCAGUGUGGGCAGACAGAACCCAUAACUCUGAGAAUUAAAAACAUUCUGAAGGAGUACGACGAGGAUAGUGACAUUUUUAAAGAGCUCCUACAAAAUGCUGAAGAUGCUGGUGCAAGAACUUGCAGAUUCAUGGUGGAUUUCAGGAAACACAGAGAUCCUCCUGAAAGUCUCAUUGACAGUGGUAUGUCCCUGUGUAGCGGCCCUUGCCUUUGGACAUUCAAUGAUGAACUCUUUUCAGAUGAAGACUGGAAGAACAUCACCAGAGUGGGAUCUGCUUCAAAAGAAAAGAAAGUGGAGAAAAUUGGAAAAUUCGGAAUAGGAUUUAAUGCAGUAUACCAUGUGACUGAUGUUCCCUCUGUGUUGAGUGGGAAGAGCCUCCUAAUUUUCGAUCCAAAUGUGACACAUCUAAAAAAGUUCAUUCAAAACAAGGGAAAUCCGGGAAUCAAACUUAAUUUAUUUCAAGAGCGAAUUUUUCGAAGGUUUCCAGGACAAUUCAGGUCAUAUGAAGGCAUUUUUGAUUGCGAUCUCUCUGAGAUAAACACUGGAAAAUUCUACAAGGGGACAUUGAUAAAGUUGCCCUUUCGCAGUCCAGAGGAAUCAACAAUGUCAGAAAUCAGCACAAAGGUGUAUGACACAGAUCGUAUUACGGCUUUUCAACAACACCUGACUCAUAAAGCUCAAACUCAUCUGCUUUUUCUAAAAAAUAUAGAGGAUCUCUCACUUCAGACUUUGCCAGAGAAUGCCUCCACACCUCCAACGAAAGAACAAAUGAAGACUCUUGUUCAAAUCACAAGAAAAGUUGUGGACACAGUUGAAAUAUCUGAUGGAAUUCGUAAAGACACACAAAACAACUCUCUUACAUCUUUGAUGCAACAUUAUACCAAGUGUGCUGAUGUAAUGGAUAGUUCUACAGCAAGCAUUACUGAAAUAAUUCAGAACAAUGUUGAUGGAUGUGAUGUUCAGUACUGGCUUCUUUACUCUUGUUUCGGCACCGACAGUUCACUGAGAAUGGUCCAAGAGAACUAUGAGCUGAACGGCUCUCUGCCAAUUGGGGGAAUAGCUGUGCCUUUGCAAUAUGAAUCUCAGACAGGAAAAUGGGCUGCCAAGAAAAGCAGCUUAACUGGACAAGCAUUUAGUUUCCUGCCUCUGUCAAUUCAAACUGGCCUCCCUGUGAACAUCAAUGGUUCAUUUGCUGUGAUGUCAAAUCGAAAAUGUCUAUGGGAGACUGGGAUGAAGGCGGAAUGGAACAGAGCCCUACUGAAGGAUGCUGUAACAAAUGCCUACAUUACCACCCUACUCGUCUUGAAGAAAUUGUCAGAAAAUGGAAGCCUUUCAGAUUAUCCCUAUUACACAUUCUGGCCAGAUAAAGAUAAAGUAGGCAAAGCAUUUCAACCACUGGUUGAUGCCUUCUACUCAGAAAUUGUGCAUGGAUUUUGUAACGAAGAUCUUAAGCUUUUCAGUGAUGGGAAGAAGUGGUGCUCACUUAAGUAUGUGAGGUUUCUGGACCCAAACAUAACAGAGCACAAGGAUGUUGGAGAACUUGCAGAGAAGAUUUUUCUGAGCCAGCAAAACCCAGGAUUCUUUGCUGUUCCACUUCCUUCGUGGGUGAGGAAAAACAUGAUGAAGAGGGGCUUCAAAGACAUUGUUAAGGCGAGAACACUCAAUUGGACGAAAUUUUUCCGGGAAGUGGUGUUUAGAAAUUUAGAUUCUCUGGAAUCCCAAGACAGAAAUGCAAUGAUUCUCAGUGCAAUUGACCUCAAUGAUGAUGAAGUUGAUGUACUACUGAAAGGGCAUCGCUGCAUUCCUUCACAGAGGAGUGGUGAACUGCAGUACAUCAGAACAGUUGUGAAUCCUUCUGGCAAAGUGGCCUGUCUGUAUGAUCAAGAGGAAGGCAGGUUUCUUGAUGGUACCAGAGAUGACUUCUGCUCCCCAAAAAGGAUCCCAAGGCUCACAGCAUUGGGAAUGCUAAGUGAUCAUCUGCCCUUAGAGGACAUAACUGAGAGAGCAGGCACUAUAUCAAAGAUUUGGGAAACAGACAAAAUGAAAGCAACAAAGCGUCUUGAAUGCUUGUUUGAAUUCAUGCAGGAGCCGUCAGUUGACAAAAAAUCUCAUCACUGGCGCUCACUUCAAAACACACCACUCAUCCCUGCCUGUUCCCCAGUGAACACACUACCAGACAAUCAAGUGAUUCCUACAUUGAAAAAGCCCUAUGAGGUUUACAACUUCAGUUGCCGCUAUUUGGUUAACAUGACAGAAUUCACAGUAGACUAUAGAACCCUUAAGAUACACGCUGAUAACUCAGUUCUUGAGAAACUGGGUGUGCGUCAAACACCACCACUUAUGACAGUGCUAAGACAAUUGGAGGAGGCAUCCACAUUUGAUGUGGGUGAUCAGUCUCUAUUAGCCAGAAUAGUAAAUGAGAGCUAUGAAUACUUGAAUAAGUGGCUCAGUGGUCAAGAAAACCCAACUCUCAUUGCUCACAUUGCUGAAUUUGUGAAGUCAUUUCCCUUUGUCUUGGUAGAAGACAAAUUUGUACAUGUGAAAUCAGUGGCAAAAUGUCAAGAGUUUGAAGUCAAACCAUAUCUCUAUGUGCUUCCAAGUGUCCUCUCCAAGUUCAGCACACUUUGGGAAUGUGUUGGCAUACAAAAUCAAUUUACACCUCAGCAGUUUGCUGCUGUCCUGCAUGCGAUGGAAAGAAAGUAUGGAUCCAAUCCUCUUUCCGACACUGAUCUUAAUAUCUGUCUGGACAUACUUACAAAAGGACUUCUUAAGACUAAAGGGGCAAUUUCACAGAACUACCUUGUUCCUGAUGAAAACUCUAUGUUGAGACCCAGCUCUGAUCUUCAUUACAACGACAGCCCAUGGAUGCCAGCGUCAGCUGAUGUCACUUUGUGUCACCAAACUAUAGCAAGGGGAACUGCACGCCAUUUUGGUGUUAGAACAACAAGACACCACACACUACAAAACCAUGUUGUUGAUGGCUUUUCACCUUAUGCACAAGAAUUUGGACAACAUGAGAAGCUAACAGUCCGAAUCAAAAACAUCAUAGAAGCAUAUCCUUCCAAGAAGGACAUCAUUAAGGAGCUCAUUCAGAAUGCAGAUGAUGCAGAAGCAACUGAAAUACACUUCAUUUGGGAUAAAAGGAAACAUGGCACUGAAAAAACAUUUGGGAAGAACUGGAAUUCACUUCAAGGUCCAGCUCUAUGUGUGUACAACAACAAGGUGUUUACUGAUGCAGAUUUGCAAGGCAUUCAAAAGCUGGGGGAAGGUGGAAAACGAGGACAGUGUGGAAAGACAGGAAAAUAUGGUCUUGGAUUCAAUUCUGUUUAUCAUCUCACAGAUUGCCCUGCCAUUUUAACAGGAGACGAGUGGCUUUGCAUAUCUGACCCACAUGUGAAAUAUUCAGAGAUGACGACAACACAGUUACCAGGAUGCAAGUACUCAUUGGGAGAUCAAUUUAAGGAUUCAUUCAUGGAUGUCUAUCAGACCUUUCUGCCAUCAGAUUUCAGCCUCAAGUCUGGAACUAUGUUUAGGCUUCCCCUCAGAACAGAGAACAUGGCAACUGAAUCUGAGAUUUGCAAAGCAGAUGUCAGAGACCAUCAUAUGAAGGAACUUUUGCAAGUGCUUGCUGAAGACCCAGAUGGCUUGAUCCUCUUCCUGAAACAUAUCAAGAAAAUACAGUUCCAUACAAUCAGCCCUGACUCAGACAAACUGCAUACUGUGCAUUUGAUUGAAAAAGAACUAUCUGAGAAAAGCAACAUUAAGAGAGCACACUUUCAAAAUCAAGUUCAAGUUUCUCAGAUUCCAUGCCAGGUCAUCUAUGAUAUGUAUGUCUCUUCAUCAGAUUCAAAACACAAAAGGCGAAGUCAAUGGGUUGUUGCAGAACAGUUUGGCUCUCUUGCACCAACUCCUGACAGAGGGAAUUGGCAGUCAGAUGUUCCACGAACCCCACAGGCCGCUGUGGCAGCAUGUAUGGGAGUAAAGCCAUAUGAGCCUGACUUCAUUGGAAGGUUGUUCUGCUCCCUUCCUUUGCUUGGGGUAACUGGACUGCCAGUUCACGUCAAUGGAAAUUUUGAGGUUGACUCCUCUAGAAGAGACCUAUGGAAAGAGGACGGAAAAAGUCUUAAGAUUAUGUGGAAUGAGUCACUCAAACUGGAUGUUAUUUCACCCCUGUAUGCUGAUCUCUUAAAGCACAUACAAACGACCAUUCGAACAGGAAACCACCUUGGUGUAUCCACCUUAGGAUCAGAGUUAGAUUCCUCAUUUCUGAAAUUGUUCCCUUCUGUCUCAAAAUUUGUUAAGCAAGAAUGGCACACAAUGAUCAAUCAUGUGUACAAAUCAAUCAGUGAAAGAGACCUCUCUGUAAUACCUGUUUUACAACGGAAGCUGGAAGACGAAGAAUAUGCAACAACAAAAUACACAAUCAGCUGGUCAAAUGUUUGCAAACACAAUCCAAUAGAUUCUCCUCAUUUUAGUAAAGAGCUAACAGAGAGCUUUUUUGCUAUUUUAGAAGACAUUGGAAUGAGUGUGGUUCCUUGGUCUUGCCAGAUGGAUAAGAUAUCUACAGGUUUUAAGACUGCAGGUGUGGAAGUGAUGAGGCUAUGUCCCGAAACAGUAAGGGAGUAUCUGAAGGAAAAACCUCUGAAUGAUCCUAUGAAAACUUCAGCAGCCUUGCCCUUACCAGUGGAUCACACCCUAAUUAAAGACAAAAAGCGAUGUUCCUCACUACUGAACAUCUGUAUGUGGGAUGUUGAUGAGAACAAUGUUAACUGUGUCAAUGGGCUUCCUCUUCUACUAACUCAAGAUCAGAUGCUAAGGGUUUUUGACUGGGAUUCUCCAAGGCUGUAUUCCAGAUUUUGGGAUAUAUUUCAGGGAAAGAAAGCAGUCUUUGCAGAUUAUCACAUGAACUUCAAUGACCGUGAAAUACUUGAAAAACGUGGUUAUCUUCAGAAAUUGACAAUUCCUGUUGCAUCAAAAUACUUGGUACCCGUACUGAAAGACCUUGUUCAAAAUGAAGAAAACCCACCUGUGUGGUGGCUGAAGCAAGUUUGGGAAUUCUUUGACGAACAAAUCCAACGAGAGGUCAUAAAAGAUGGACAAACAAAAACUACUUUCAAUGAAAUCAAGAAAGCAUUCUUCGACUGUCCUAUUUUGCCCGUCAUCAGCCCGAGCCAAAAUAACAAACAAUAUCUGAAAACAAUGAGAGAUCUUUCCAGUGUUGUUUGGAAACCAACUGAGAACAUUUCAUCCAUCUUAGUCCAAUUGGGAUUCAUGACGUUAAACACAAAAUUUUUUGUUAAUUUACCAGAAGUGCUUUUUAAUCAUUUGAUGCCUGAGCUCCUCAGGACCAAUAACAGCAAUGCUGUUUUGGACCAUGUUUCCCAGAUUCCCCUUUCUAAAUUCAAGCUCCUGUCCAAUGAUGACUUGGAUAAGCUUCAGGAGUUUCUACAAAGUGGAAUUAGCACUGCCCGAAACCCCCAGCAAUAUCAGAGAAAGCUCAAGUCCUUACCUCUCUUUCAAACAGUGCAGGGUGAGCGACAGCGCAUCGAAGGACACAACAGUGUGUUCAUCCUGAAGACAGAGUACUCUGGAAAAUUCCCAGAUUUGUUUGGCAUUACUGCAGAUGGGCAUCUUUUCCUUAAGUACAACCUGGUCAAUACAAACCUGUCAAAGAACAUGGACAUAAGCAUUUUGACUGAUCUGGACUUCUAUGUGAAGUUCCUGUUGCCCUCAUUGCACACACUCACAGAAGCACAAGUUUUUGACUCUAUUCGGCUGCUGUUGGUCUUACAGCGACACCAAACAUACGGAAAAUACCAUGAUCAGAUUGUAGCUAAACUAAGAACUGUUAGGUUCAUUAGGGACAUCCAUGGUACUCCUCAGUUGACCUCCUCCUUUUUUGAUGAGGAAAACCCUCUUUACAAGAUCAUGCUUCCUCAAGAGAAAUUUGUACCACCAAAGUUUUGGAAACUAUUUGGAGAUGAAAUGUCACUGAGACGCCUACUGAUGGACCUUGGAAUGAAACACACUGUGUCGGAUGUAGAGAUUAUUGAGUUUGCACAUACAAUUGAGUUAGAAGCACGAGGCAAGACCUCAGUUUCGGAGCUCAGGAAGAAGUCUUCAGCAUUAUUCAAGAAGGCUUUGAAAUACAAUGCCACGAAAAAGGAAUCCAACUUGUUGAACAGGAUUGCAACCAUCAAGUUUGUUUUUCCAGUGCAAAUUCAGAAAGAUUUGUGUGAUUACCACCAACCCCUUGCUGGAGAACGAGAUCUGGUUGGAAUCAAAGGGUCUUUGAUCGAAGAAAACUCUGAUCAUCAAUAUCUUAUUUGGUCUUCCAUGCCAAUACUGCCCACAGACAGACUUCCUCAAUCGUAUCUCGAACAUUUGAAUAAAGCAGGAGCCUUUCAUCAGCCACCCUGUGAUUUAGUGGCCCAGAAUCUGAAAAACAUCUGUCAGUCAGAAUGCCCAAUCAAGUCUUUGAUAGACAUUAGGAAAAAAGCAUUUUGCAAAUCGUAUGCAUACUUACAAUCACAGGAUCACAGUGCCACUCUGCUUCAAGACCUGCCAGUGGUUCUUGUCGAAAAUGAUGCUGUUCUUGUGCAAGCCAGUCAAGCAGUGCUUAUCCUUGAUGAUUACAAUGAGUUUAGGCCCUAUCUGUAUAGAAUCAAUCCACAGCAUGCCCUAUAUGCUGAGUUCUUCAAAAGGAUAGGUGUGGAGGAGAGACCCACAAUAAGGCAGUACAGCGUAGUCCUCAAGGAUAUUUUCAUGGACUCCAAAGGAAAAGAAACUCUGAAUGCAAAUCAGCAGUCAACUAUGAAACGCACUGUACAGCACCUGUUCCAGCUGAUGAAAGACCAACCAGAACAGAUACAAUUUCAGGAGACCUUGUAUUUACCAUCAGCAGAUGGCAAACUGUACAAGUCAAAUGACCUCUACUUCAAUGACACUGGCUUCCAGAAAGAAAGACUGGAAGGCUCUCUGAAAGACAAAGUCAGUCUCCUUGUGAACCUGGUUCAUUGUCAUCUGGGGACGGACAUGUAUAAACAUCAGGUGAUGCUAAAAUUAUUGCCUGAACAUAUUCGUCCUACAAUGUUGUCCCAUGUGACCUCUGAACGUCUUGCUGGUUCUCGUAUGAAACCAUGUGAAUAUGGAGAAAGCUGUGAGUUCAGUGGCUCUUUCAAGAAACAUUUGUCCUCUCGUCCAUUUUUGCAUGGUCUUACAUGUUUGAUCAGACAACAAAGUGAAGGCAGUAUAUCUCUAGCUCAUGCUGUCGAAUUAUGCCAAAACACCUUUGGAAGACUCAAGAUCACUUGCUGUAAAAGCCUUGAGACAGAGCUCUUCUUUGGUGAUGAGCCACUGGCCAACACCGCUUCUGAAACACAAGUGUACUCGACAAAAGAGACACAGGGCUGCACUUUCUACCUGAAACACAGUGAUGAUAUGGCCUCAUGGGUAAUGUAUGAAGUGACCACAUUAUUAAGCAAAGAAAUGAAUAUCCUGCUGGGUAAUAUUCUCUGCCCAGAUUAUGUUUGCACUUUGGGCCAGCUUCUGUUGUGUGAUACAGUGGAAGAAGUUGAGAAGACAUUGGAAAAAUAUUCAAUCCGUAACAGUGCUUACAAAGAGGAAGGGCAUCAUCAUCCAGAUCCAGGCAGCCCCAUACCUGAGGAAUGGCAUGAUGCCCUUGACAUGAGCUUCAUGAACAAUUAUGAAAGAGGCGAAUAUGUUGGCUUUAAAAAGUCAUCAGAGGAUGAACUUUAUUACUAUGCAGUGAUUGAUGAACGUUUAGAUGUAUCAAGUGAAGGCCUGUAUUGUUGUAAAUACAAAAUUCAGAUCGGCACGAAUGAGUUUGUUGAGGUCAGCUCCCUUGAUCUUUACCAGUUUAAACGUGAAAAAACAUCUGCUUCAAAGCAAAAUCAUUGUAGAGAGAUCCAGCUGGUGGAUGGACCUGUGCCACCACCUAAGAAAGACUUCCCCAAGACUUUUAAAGAAAUCAAAAGGGAAAUUGAUGAUUGCCUGAAAGAGAUCUGCACCCUGUCCAAAGAUGAACAGAAAAAAGCCCUCCGGCGCCUGUAUCUCAGGUGGCACCCAGACAAAAACCCAGACCAAGAGGAUCUGGCUAAUGAGGCCUGCAAGUACUUAAAAAACAAAUAUGAAGAAUUUAAACAAAAUGGAGGAGGACAUGGUCAAUCAUCAUCUUCAAAGAACUACAGGGGGCAGAAUAAGAGUGGACAGUCCAAUUGGUCAUGGGAUUUUAAAGACUUCUAUGAUGAGUGGGACUCUGAGGCGACACGUCACCGCCAAGGACGAGAAAGGUUCUACAGUCACAACAGCAGACCCCACUAUAAUUUUUCGUCAUUUCACCAGGAAAUGCCAAGACCAGACAAAGCGGAAGCUAAGCGCUGGUAUUUACAAGCCCAGUGUGACCUUGAUGCUGCUCACAAUGACACAGGAGGAGAGAGCCCUGAGUGGUGUUUGUUCAAGGUUCAUCAAGCUGUGGAGAAGGCUCUGAUGGCAGCGGAGUACAGAAGGUGUGGAAAAAGCUCUCCCAACUGCUCCAUCUCUAGUCUUGCUCAGAAAGUGUCAGGCUACUGCCCAGAGCUGAGUGCUUUGCCAGGCCUUGUGAGUCGACUGAAACAUUUGGGUGUGAACGCCAAAAGUACUCAGUACCCCAGUUACCAUACUCCCCCUAAAAUUCCUAACAAUACAUUCCAACCUGAAAACGAAAAAGAAGUUCUAGAUAUUGCAUCGGAACUUCUGCAGAAAGUGGACACAUUUAUAACAAACUGAUUAAAAAGUAGCGUUCUAUUUGUAGCUCUUGUAUGUUUGCAUUAUUCAUUGUUAAUGAUUUUUCUUCAUCUCUGAAAUACCUUAAUGGUGAUAUUAUUCUGAUGUUCAUUAAUUUCUUACGACUCUCUGUAUCAUUUAUUAUGGACAUGAUUUAUUUGUGUACGUGUGCAUUUUUUCCUGAAAAUAUGGUUGCUCAGGAGGUCUGAGUGAGUAAAUAGUUGAUCUCAAAGAUAGGGGAAUGGUGAUAUGAU
Messenger RNA from Clupea harengus (Atlantic herring), 13227 nucleotides. Its product is annotated as sacsin-like. The record is from RefSeq and is a predicted model, not a curated record. Lineage: Eukaryota; Metazoa; Chordata; Actinopteri; Clupeiformes; Clupeidae.